Molecule: messenger RNA, 2793 nt
Organism: Linum tenue
Lineage: Eukaryota; Viridiplantae; Streptophyta; Magnoliopsida; Malpighiales; Linaceae
Source: the annotation of a GenBank genome assembly
AAAAAAUUUGGUCAGUGUUUUCCUGCUUUCCGCUGCUUUCUUUCUUUUUCUAUCCCUUUUUUCCUGAUCUCUAAGCUUCAAAGACAUAGUAAGACCUUCCAAUCCCCUCACUCCACACAAUGACAAACCCAGAAGAAAUUCUCUGCCUUCCCUUUCCUUUGCUUUCAAUGCUUUAAAAAGCCACCCCCACAAACAUCCUUUCCCUUUCCCAGAAUUUCUCCUUGUCUAUCUGUUCCUUAGAGAGGGAGAGAGAGUGAUCUUCCCUUUUGUCCUUCUUUUUUUGUCAGGGGGUUCAAUGAUGGAGAAUGGCUUCUCUUCUCCCAGAACCGAGGCUUUCCCUGCCGGCCUUCGAGUUCUGGUUGUUGAUGAUGAUCCUACAUGGCUCAAAAUCCUUGAGAAGAUGCUCAAGAAAUGCUCCUAUGAAGAUGAAUUAUUGAGGGGAGCUAUGAUGACUAUUAUUGGAGCUGGCAUGCUUUUGUGAUUUAGAAUCAUCAUAGAAGCUGUUCAAGACUUAAAAAAAAAAGUCUGUUUGGGAUUCUGCAGUUGAAGUCCACACUGAUGGCUGGAGAAUGGUCCUUGUGAUCCAAGUCUGAACUUCAUGUUUUUUAUUAGUAUUAAACUACCAGAAAUAAGUGACAUGUCCUAGGAGUUUGAUUUUCAAUCUCCCUCCUUGAGCUCUCUUCACUGGAUUGGAUUUCAAGAUCAAGAAAAGAAUAACUGCUUGAUAGGUAGAUGAAACUAAAUCCCAGGCUGACAUUCAUUUGGUUUUUUGUUAUAUGCCCUUUUUAGUCACCACCUGUGGCUUAGCAAGAGACGCACUCCUCAAGCUUCGCGAGAGGAAAGAUGGAUAUGACAUUGUAAUCAGCGAUGUGAACAUGCCUGACAUGGAUGGCUUCAAACUUCUAGAACACGUCGGCCUUGAGAUGGAUCUUCCCGUGAUCAUGAUGUCGGUUGAUGGAGAAACAAGUCGAGUGAUGAAAGGUGUUCAACAUGGAGCAUGCGAUUAUCUCCUGAAGCCCAUAAGAAUGAAAGAACUGAGGAACAUCUGGCAGCACGUGCUUCGCAAAAGGUUACACGAGGUAAGAGACAUCGAGAGUCUCGAAGGGAUCGAGAGCAUUCAAAUGUCAUCUAUAAAUGGUUCGGAUCAAUCGGAAGAUGCUUACUUAUUCUGUGGAGAUGAUCUCUCCUCGAUGAGGAAGAGAAAAGACGACAAAGACCUGGGGGAUACUUCCUCUAACAAAAAAGCUAGAGUAGUUUGGUCUGUUGACCUGCAUCAGAAAUUUGUCAGGGCUGUGAAUCAAAUAGGAUAUGACAAAGUUGGCCCGAAGAAAAUCCUCGACUUGAUGAAUGUGCCAUGGUUGACUAGGGAAAAUGUUGCAAGUCAUUUGCAGAAAUACCGGCUCUACUUGAGCAGACUGCAGAAGGAAAGUGAUCAGAAGCCAUCUGUUGGUGGGGUGAAGCAUUCAUCAGAUUCAGCCUGUAGCAAUUCCGCUGUAAGUUUCAGCAUCCAAAGCUCGGCCAACUUGAAGCAGAAUGAUGUUUCGAGUGCCAACUAUGGGUUUUCUGGCAAUACCGUGAACGUGGAGGGUAGUAGAAGCCAUGACAGAGACCGAAAGGGAACUGUCUCUUUAGCCCUGGCAGAACCUCAAAGAACCUUAACUGUUGACGUUCCUCAUACACGUAUGCCCAAAGGAUCAAGAAUCGAUUUUAGCCAUCCCUCUCGAUCUUCCAAAUUAGAUGGGAAGUUUUCGGCUUUGGAUUCUUCAUUCUCAACACCAUUUCCCUGGGGUGAUCAUACUGCAGAGAUUCAGCUGAAACAAGAACAGAAACCUCUGCAUUUGGACAAUGGAUUCAGGCAGCAGCCAGCAUUGCCUAGGCACCACCAACAACCUAUCAAACUCAACUGUUUAUCGUCAGCAGCAGCUGUUAGUUCCGGAGCUAUUGGGUUACCUGAGAAAGUUGAGCCCUUACAUGGGGAGUUGUGGAACAAUGUCAAGCAUAUACAAGCAGGCGAAAUAGUCAGCUCCAGCAGCGCUAUCCAGACAAUGAAUCAUACGACGACAAGUCAGCACCAAGUUGUUGAUGAGAUUCCUGCUACUACCUCUUCAACCGCCAAAAAUCAGUGUCUCGAUUUGGGCUGCAUUCCUAACUUUGAGAGCAUGCAGAGAGGGCCAAACUUGGGGUUAUUGCCUUAUCCUGUGUUGGACGAGGACUUGCAACUCUUUUUGAUCCAAGGUGGCUCGAGUCUAGGACUCCAAAACAUGGGAUUUCCGGAGUACUUAGACCCGGGUCUGGUUUAUGAAGAUCAAAUAAACUUAUUUGAUGCAACAAGGUUUGAUCGUGAGAAUAAUCUCUAUGACCCAACAGAAUGUCAGCUAAUAGAUCAAGGCUUAUUUAUAUCAUGAUGAACUUUGUCUCUGGAUGCUCUCCUUUUUGAAUGCUGACAUCAGUUGGCAUAAAAGGUUGAUGAGAGAAACCUCUAGAGGUAUAUAAUAAGCUUACUGCUCUCUAGUAGGAUUUCCUUCGACCAAUUCUAUGUUGUUAAAGCAACGCCAGAUGAAAAAUAGCAUAUUGCCAUGAUUUUUAUGUAUUAUGGUGUUUGUUCAUUCUGUGCCUUCUUUGAUGAUAUGACAAUGCUAGACAGGAAAACCAGAAGAAAUUUGAUGUAGUUCUUCUAUUUAGCAUAAUACAAUUUACUCAAUCAAAAUAGUAGUAGUCCCAAAACUCAUUUAUCUGCAGCUGAUAUCCAAAUAUAAGUAACUUUCAAUCUGGUGCUGUAUAAUUGAAGUACCU